This is a messenger RNA of Macadamia integrifolia, 1990 nucleotides long. RefSeq names its product probable magnesium transporter NIPA2. The record is from RefSeq and is a predicted model, not a curated record. Bases 386 to 1459 code for a protein of 357 amino acids. Gene Ontology annotation, molecular function: magnesium ion transmembrane transporter activity. Gene Ontology annotation, cellular component: membrane. Lineage: Eukaryota; Viridiplantae; Streptophyta; Magnoliopsida; Proteales; Proteaceae. The transcript has 9 exons. Gene Ontology annotation, biological process: magnesium ion transport.
AGGUUUUAUGUGGAAAUGAUAAAAGGGCAAAAGUGAGAAGCAGAGCUAUGCGGUGUUUGUAUUCGUUUUGGGUUCGUUCAAGUCAUAACGGCAUAAGUGUAACGGAAAUACCGUUGCUCUUGAGCCACAGGCCUCGUUACCCAUUUGCAGAACUGCUCCUAUGAACAUAUCCUAUCAUCAACACCAUAACCAUUAUCAUCUUCAUCGUAUUUCAUCGUAGAAACCCAUCUCAAUCAUCCCCACCAAUCUCUGAAUGAGGUUGGUGGGCGUUUCGUAGGCAGUUUCAGAUUCUCUGGACAUAACUUGGGGGGAAUUGGGUUUGGGAAGGAGCGCCUCUGCAACACCUUAUUCUUUCGGGUUCUUCUUCUUCCCCCAUUCCCCCCUCAUGGGUUUGUCUUCUGAUAACUUGAAAGGCCUUUUCUUGGCCAUUUCCUCUAGUUUUUUUGUUGGAUCCAGCUUUAUAGUGAAGAAGAAAGGCCUCAAGAAAGCAGAGGCUAAAGGACGAAGAGCAGGUUCAGGGGGGCACUCGUACUUGUAUGAGCCUUUGUGGUGGGCUGGGUUGCUGACAAUGAUUAUUGGUGAGGUAGCUAAUUUUGCUGCUUAUGCAUUUGCUCCUGCAAUUCUUGUAACUCCGCUGGGGGCUUUAAGUAUUAUUUUCAGCGCAGUGCUAGCUCAUUUUAUAUUGAAUGAGAAAUUGCACAUAUUUGGCAUUCUUGGCUGUUUUCUUUGUAUGGUGGGCUCUGCCAAUAUUGCCUUACAUGCUCCACAAGAAAAAUCCAUUGAAUCAGUAAAGCAAUUAUGGCAACUAGCUACUCAGCCAGGUUUCAUUGUCUACACUUGCAUUGUUUUGAUUAUGGUUCUCAUCCUCAUUUUCUUGUUUGUGCCAAAAUAUGGGCAAAAAUAUAUGGCAGUAUACAUUGCGAUCUGCUCACUGAUGGGAUCUCUUACGGUUAUGAGUAUGAAAGCAUUGGGAAUUGCUCUGAAGUUGACAAUUUCAGGAUCGAAUCAGCUCAAAUACUUCCAGACAUGGUUCUUCACUGUGGUGGUGGUUGUCUGUUGUGUCAUGCAGCUGAACUAUUUGAACAAGGCAUUGGACACUUUUAACACUGCUGUUAUAUCUCCUGUCUACUAUGUUACGUUCACCUCAUUCACAAUCAUUGCCAGCAUGAUCAUGUUUAAGGACCAGGACUCACAAAAUGCAUCACAAAUUGCAACAGAAUUGUGUGGCUUUCUGACCAUUCUUUCUGGGACAUUCCUCCUCCAUAAGACCAUGGAUAUAGGUGAUGCUAUCGCCCUAAAAUUAUCUAUCUUUGCAAGUCCAAAUACUGAACCCAAUAUCUGCAAAAGUCCCAAGAAUGAACCUCCGAACUUCUCAAGUCCAGACAAUGGACCUCCCAAUCUUAACAAGUCCGAAAAUGAACCUUAUAUCUUCACAAAUUCAAAGUCAACCUCCAGAUAGGUAUGGAAAUCAAAAUUUAAUCUUGGAUUUAUAAUCUCUGGAGUUGUACCCCAUUGGAAAAUGCUCUCCUCUAAUUUUAAAGAAGAAAAUGGACAUGUUAAUGCAAGAACUUGAUGAUGUCCACAUAGCAGUCAACCCAAAACUGACAAAAACAUUUUAGAGGUCUCAUGGGUAGAAAAAACAUCUAUAGAAGUCUACUGAGUGGUCUUCAUGACUUGUGAUGCUAAAUUUUGAGGUUUUUUCCACUAUCGUACUUUGUGAACCCACCAUACUAGAUGAUAGUUAGUUUGUUAAAGGAAUUUUAGUGUUUUAUUAUGUAUAAUUAUGAUUACAGAUGUUUAGUUUGUUGAAGGAAUUUUAGUGUUUGAUUAUGUAUAACUAUGAUUACAGGGUGUUCUAGGAGGUUCAUAUAGUUGAUGUAAAAAUAAGCACACUCUAUUUAAUUAUUCACUUGUGCAAUCUGCAUUCGAACACUAAACAACCUCAUGAUCCUGUGAAGCUAAAUUCAAGGUGAAAUAUUCAUUCUGUGCA